CAGGGGGGGAACAAAGCUGCCCCCUAUAUUCAGACACCUGCUGCUGCUGCCUGACACGGGACGACAAGGGGGGCAACUCACAAGACCCAUGCAUUGACCCUGGUCUGAAGGACUUCAAUUCCUAGCUGUCCAAUCUCUACAUCAGUGAAUAAGGAGGGAGGACGCAAAGGAGGGACGGACAGCAGUGAUUCAAGGGAUCUUUUACUGUCCAUGCUCCUCCCCUCCCUUCCAUGGGAUGGGCACCACAGAGGCGACACUACGAAUGGAUAACAUGGAAUGUAAAGAUGAGUGGCAGGACGAAGACUUCCCCAGACCACUUCCUGAGGACGGUGACAUGGAGUCUUCCUGUGGUCUCACCGAUGACCGAGCCUCUCCUCCCAACUCUCUGAAUGUUAAUGCAGUUGGAGGAGGCGGAAGUGGAGGAGGGUCCACCCAUCGUAAGCGGCGUACAUUAUUGGCCCCGGACAUGAACCUGUCCCUGGACCACAGCGAGGGUUCCCUGCUGUCUGACGACUUCUUGGAUACGCCCGACGACCUGGACAUCAAUGUGGACGACAUCGAGACCCCAGACGACAACGACUCCCUGGAGUUCAUCACCAACGGCAACGAGCUGGAAUGGGAAGAUGACACGCCAGUGGCCAACGCCAAAGCGGGGCCUGGUGACGGAGAAGAGGAGGAUGGUGCUGAUGGGACGGGGGGAAACGGGCGCCUGUGGAGGACGGUGAUCAUUGGGGAGCAGGAGCACCGCAUCGACAUGCAGGUCAUCAGGCCGUACCUCCGCGUCAUCACCCAUGGGGGUUACUAUGGCGAGGGUCUGAAUGCCAUCAUAGUGUUCUCAGCCUGCUACCUGCCCGACAGCAGCUGUGCAGAUUACCACUACAUCAUGGAGAACCUCUUCCUGUAUGUGGUCAGCAGUCUAGAAAUGCUGGUUGCUGAGGACUAUUUGAUCAUUUACAUGAAUGGAGCCACACCGCGGGGCAAGAUGCCGGGCAUAGGAUGGCUGAAGAAAUGCUAUCAGAUGAUUGAUAGGAGGCUGAGGAAGAACCUGAAGUCUCUGGUCAUCGCCCACCCCACCUGGUUCAUCCGCACUGUGCUGGCCAUAUCUAGGCCUUUUAUCAGUGUGAAGUUUAUGAAUAAGAUCCAGUAUGUGCAUAGUCUGGAUGAGCUGGCAGAGAUAGUCCCCAUGGAACAUGUGCAGGUCCCGGAGUGUGUGGUGCAAUUUGAGGAGGAGAGGAUCAGAGCUCGGAAAGAAAGGAUGGAGCAGGAACAGCAGGAACAGCCAAACCCACACGCGUCUUCUUCAGCCAAGGCAGAGAGGCCCAAGUCAAUGAUCACAGGGCAAGGAAUCUGAAAGGGACCUGCUCCUCUUUAUUCAUCUCAUACCAUGUUGUUGAAAGAAGUUUGGAGCAUGAAAACUGUGUUUAUAAGAAGAAACAUGAAGUCCUACAAGUCUAAGAAUAUUUCCUAAUCUAUAAAUAUCAAGCUGAAGAUUUUUCCAUCAAGAUAUUAAACUCCCCAACACACUCCUCAGUUGUUCUUAGGUUGCCAACUGAUUCCAUCAGGACAUUCAAGGGAAUUGUCUGUUCUGGGGACUAUACAACUCCAUGUUACAUCAUUUUACGACCGCUGAAAGUAGUUACUUUUAAACGCCGCCCCCAGUCACCACCCUGGGUUGUGUAUCCAUUUCAAAUAUAGAUGACACUGCGAAACUUUUGCCUAAGUCAAGAUGUAAGAAAAAAUAACAUGAAUAUUGUAGAAAAUGUUCCACCGGACAUAAAUGGUGUAAGGUGUCAGAGGCAGGCAGGUAACCAGACCUUUUACAGUUUUGUGUUGGAGGCUCUUGCAGGGACAAUGGUAAACUAGACUUGAGUAUGUGUUAACUACUGUAUACAGACAGUUUUGGAUGGUGUGUCCUAGGAGCUGCACCGAGGGCUCUGCCAGGUCUAGUUACUGAGAGGAAGAAGGGAGGAGGAACAGAGAGUCAGGCAAUGCCCCUUAGUGCUCAGCAUUGGUGUGCUGUGGCAUCAUUUCACCCAUUAGCGCUAUUCUAGCCCUGGAACAUUUAGAUGUAGACUGGAAUGCUUUGCGAGACAUCGGAUGCCUUCACCUUUGCUUCAUUUUAGCCUCAUCAUUUGUCCGAGUACAGGCUUUAUUUUUGAUCAACUGUUUUGCAUUAAUAAUUUGGAUGUCAUCGUGUUUCAUAUACCCAGAUUGGUCCGGGGAUCAUUCAGUGCCCAACUAACCAACCCAUGUACCUUACAUUCUGAUGUGCCUCAGGAUUCUUGUCUGUACAUUAAUAUGGGGGCCCACUGAAAAGUAAGAACAGGAAAUGUGCUGUUUUGACUGUAAUGCCAAGAGGACUGCAUUUCAUUUAAGUUUUUCAGUCAUUGAUGUUGUGACUUAAUGGUAUCAUUUCUGUAUCAUGCUGUGUUGUGGGUGCAGUCAAAGCAUGCUAACAUGUUGUCAGCAUGUAAUGUACCUUCAGAUGUCCUAUUGGAUUAUGGACCAGUCGCCUAAUGGUCAAUCUUCUAUUGGAUACUUACCUACUGGGUGGUAGAGGGGAGGAAGUGUUAAGAGUUUUUAUUUUUGUAAAAAUUACAUACAUACAU
This is a messenger RNA of Oncorhynchus masou masou (cherry salmon), 2609 nucleotides long. RefSeq names its product caytaxin-like. The transcript has 13 exons. The record is from RefSeq and is a predicted model, not a curated record. The coding region runs from base 236 to 1351 and encodes 371 amino acids. NCBI's taxonomy places the organism in Eukaryota, Metazoa, Chordata, Actinopteri, Salmoniformes, Salmonidae. Gene Ontology annotation, cellular component: cytoplasm. Gene Ontology annotation, biological process: apoptotic process.